Molecule: messenger RNA, 807 nt
Organism: Oikopleura dioica
Lineage: Eukaryota; Metazoa; Chordata; Appendicularia; Copelata; Oikopleuridae
Source: the annotation of a GenBank genome assembly
AUGAAGCUUUUGUGGUCACUUUUUGCUUUUACUCUUGCCCAGGAAUACGAAGAUUCUGCCGUAGAGUCUGAAUAUGACGAUCUCGGCAACAAGAAAAAAGGAAACAAGAAUAACUACAGCGGCGGAAAUCCUUACGGAGGAAAUUCUUAUGGUAGCGCUUAUGGCGAUCCCCAUUUUAUGAUCAAAAACGAAGACCAACCACCAAUUUGCUUCGAUUUCAACCCUCCAUCGGGUGCCACUCUCAACCUCCUCAUCGAUCCCGUCAGCUCCCUUGCUGUUACUGCUGAAACUGGCGAAAACGAAAAGGGACUCAACUACAUGACAAAGGUCCAUUUUAUGUCUCCCGAAGGAGCAAGACUUCUUUUCGACGUUGAUGGAGUCCAUUUGGACGGACUUGGGGAUGAGACUGCUUCCGAUCCUCAUCCAAUUACAGGACAUCAGGUUUAUGGUGAUUUGAUCUUCAUCGAAAAAAUGAGCUUCGACGGCAACCACGACCAUACCAAAAUCCAGGUCGGCGAAGAUGGACCAGAAUUCGUCAUCAAAGGCAAUAUCACCAAGAAGAAUCUCUCUGUCAUGGUCACUGAUUCAACCGGAAUCUCCCAAAAAUGCCGAGGUCUCAUCGGUCAAUUCAUGCGACCAAACUCUUACCGACUCCGAAACUUCGGCGUCAAUGAAGAUGGCGACAACACAGCCCUUGUCGUUUCCGGCGGCGCCCGUGUCCGAGCUGUGGAGGGUCCUUAUCACCACACUGAUGAUUGCUUCGUCAUCAGCGAGGAUGAUAUUCUUCACGUCAUGGCUAAUCUGUAA